Molecule: messenger RNA, 2785 nt
Organism: Charadrius vociferus (killdeer)
Lineage: Eukaryota; Metazoa; Chordata; Aves; Charadriiformes; Charadriidae
Gene: SPPL2B
Product: signal peptide peptidase like 2B
Exons: 16
Coding region: 1-1902 (633 amino acids)
Biological process (GO): membrane protein proteolysis
Cellular component (GO): lumenal side of endoplasmic reticulum membrane; Golgi-associated vesicle membrane; lysosomal membrane
Molecular function (GO): aspartic endopeptidase activity, intramembrane cleaving
Source: RefSeq, a predicted model, not a curated record
AUGGGAGAGAGGGCGGAACUUCCGGGGCGGUCUGCCGGAUACCCGGUGCGGAAGGGCCUGAUCCGGCCCGUUCGGAAACAAAGCGGGCGGCAGCGCAGCGGGACCGGGCUGAAGGGAUGGAAGGGAGUCACCUACCGGAAAACGGUGAAUGGAAGCAAGUCUGUGGUGUACUGUGAAUAUGGGAUGGUACAUGUCCUUUCAGAGAAGGGGAGCAGCAAAGGAAAAGACUACUGUAUCCUCUUCAACUCUCAGUGGGCCCAUUUGCCACAUGAUCUGGGUAAAGCUUCACUCUUGCAACUGCAGGAUCAGACAGCAUCUGUUUUGUGUUCUCCUUCGGAUGUACCUGAUGGGGGAUUUAAUAAUCAAAUCCCCAUGGUGAUGCGUGGGAAUUGCACCUUCUACGAGAAAGUGAGGCUUGCUCAGAUAAAUGGAGCUCGAGGGCUGCUGAUUGUUAGUAGAGAGAGACUGGUUCCUCCUGGGGGUAACCGGAGUCAAUAUGAAGAGAUUGAUAUUCCUGUGGCUCUGCUCAGCUAUACUGAUAUGUUAGAUAUUGGCAAGAGUUUCGGCAGCUCAGUGAAAGGGGCGAUGUAUGCACCAAAUGAGCCUGUGCUAGACUAUAACAUGGUGAUUAUAUUUGUCAUGGCUGUGGGGACUGUUGCAAUUGGAGGCUACUGGGCAGGAAGCAGAGAUGUGAAAAAGCGGUACAUGAAGCACAAACGUGAUGAUGGGGCAGAGAAACAUGAUGAUGAAACGGUUGAUGUGACUCCAGUAAUGAUCUGUGUAUUUGUAGUGAUGUGCUGCUCGAUGCUGGUCCUCCUUUAUUUCUUCUAUGACCACUUAGUUUAUGUUAUCAUAGGAAUAUUCUGCCUGGCUGCCUCAAUUGGUCUUUAUAGUUGUCUGUCUCCCUUUGUAAGAAGAUUCCCCUUGGGAAAGUGUAGAAUCCCAGACAACAACUUGCCUUAUUUUCACAAGCGUCCACAGGUCCGGAUGUUGCUAUUGGCAAUUUUUUGUAUCUCUGUCAGCGUAGUCUGGGGAAUCUUCAGAAACGAAGAUCAGUGGGCCUGGGUUCUGCAAGAUGCUUUAGGAAUCGCUUUCUGUCUUUACAUGUUGAAAACAAUUCGCCUGCCUACAUUUAAGGGUUGUACCUUGCUCCUCCUGGUUCUUUUUGUGUAUGAUGUAUUCUUUGUAUUUAUCACACCUUUUCUAACAAAGACUGGGGAGAGUAUAAUGGUGGAGGUGGCUGCAGGCCCGUCUGAUUCUGCCACUCAUGAAAAGCUCCCAAUGGUUCUGAAGGUUCCACGACUGAACUCCUCACCGUUGGCUCUGUGUGACAGGCCUUUUUCUCUCCUAGGAUUUGGGGACAUUUUAGUUCCAGGCUUAUUGGUAGCCUAUUGCCAUAGAUUUGAUAUUCAGGUGCAGUCGUCCAGAGUCUAUUUUGUAGCCUGCACAAUAGCAUAUGGCAUAGGCCUUCUUGUGACCUUUGUUGCCUUGGCGUUGAUGCAGAUGGGCCAGCCCGCUCUCCUCUACUUGGUGCCCUGUACUCUGCUCACAAGCUUUGCUGUGGCUCUUUGGAGAAAGGAGCUUGCAAUGUUCUGGACGGGCAGCGGCUUUGCGAAAGACCUACCUCAGCCUCCCCUGGUGAUAGCUCCUGUCAGCUGCCCUGAGCUUCCCAAAGAUAGCAAUGUACCAGCCCCUCAACAAGACACAGAGCAAAUGACCAAUCCUACCCUCCAUGUGAAGGAUCUGCAUGGCCCCACCUUGGCUGCAGAGGAGCUGGCUGAUAUUGCCACAAAGAUGGACAAGUCUGAAAUUUCUGUUGCACAGAGUGAGGAACCAGCUGGUCAGAACAAGGACGACCUUGAAAGCAAAUGCCUAAAUGCAGAGCAAAAACAGCUGGAAUAAACAAUGUGAUAAGAACUCCUUAUUUUCCCUCACAAACAUAUCCAUAUAAAACCAGUAUGUAUUUAGGACUGGUUUAGUAGUGUUUGCAUUCAUUGAGGAACCUCACUGGGAGUCUGAUCAUCAAAUCCAUCUACAAAUGUUCUGCCUCCAGCUUUGGUACAGCUAUACACUUCAAACAUCUUUCUGAAAUAUGGUGCUCUACGAGGGUUCUGAUGUAUGGAUUUCAAUGAUCAUUUUAUUAGUGAAUGCCUUUUACCGUUCCAUUUUCAUUAUACCGGGAUAGUAUUAAGAGUCUUUAUUUACACAAUACUCUGUGCUUGUGUGGCUAUUUUGCUGCUUUAGCAUAGUGUAGGUUAAGAUGGAGUAAAAGCAUUGAACAAGUCUGCUACAAUGCUUAUUUGAGAGAAACAUGAUACUCCUUUUAGCACUUUCCCUAUUGUCACCUUCUACUUUACUUUUCCCUGCUUGUCAAAGCCAUUGAUACAAGGGAAUGCUUUAGUAUAAACUGACAUUCAGGAAAUGCAGAGAAUGGUUAAAUUACCAGCCUCUGAAAGGAUUUAUCCUACCGUGGUGCAUUAAAUGCAUCUCUUAACUUUUUUGUCUUUGUUUUUACUUCCAGGUACCUGGGUUGGCUACUAGGCUAGUUUAAAAGGCAGGAUGAAUGGAGCUACAGGAAGCUUUCUAAGCACUCAUAUGAACUCUAGGGGCUGUCUUUGAAAAUAAACAGCAUUUGUCACAGAACACUGUCUGGAAGCAAAAGCGUAUUAAGAAUGUUUAAUGUUUUAGAAAUAAAAUACAAGCCAAAUAGGUAAGAAACUAGGUAGUAGCACUAUACUAAGCUUAAUAGGCAGUAUUUUCAUUGGGAAAAUGUUAAAGCAAAGCA